Molecule: messenger RNA, 671 nt
Organism: Drosophila virilis
Lineage: Eukaryota; Metazoa; Arthropoda; Insecta; Diptera; Drosophilidae
Source: RefSeq, a predicted model, not a curated record
UUCAUCGCCCGCCGUCGGACGCCAACGGUCCUGCACGCGAAUCGAAGCUACCAAAUAAAAUGUGCAAAUUUACCAAUCGAUUAUUUGUCUUGGUCUUGCUGCAAUUUAUUGGCUUGGCCAUGGCCAAGCCUCUGAAGACGCGCAGCAGUGCCAGCGAUUUGAUUGAGCUUUUAUACAAUGAUUAUGGGGACUAUGGCUAUCAGUUGGAGGAGGUUAACUAUGAUCAACGCCAGAAGGGCGAGGAAAAUCUAAAAUUGCGCCUGGAUGGCUUCUUAAUUGGAUUGCCAGCUCGUGAUGAUUCAUCCUGGUUGGAUCUACUUGCGGAAGAGUAUUUAAGUAAUGCGCUGCCCAAAAAGCCAGCAUCACCAGAAUCUGGAAAAAGUUUUCAAACCUUGGCUGAAAAAAAUAUAACGGAUGCAACGACUGCCGCAGUGGUAAAUAUGCCUGGGUCAAAAAAGGAUAUCGAAAGCCGACAACACGUCAAUGAUGAUGUGCCAAGCUCACCCCGGUUUUACAAAGUCGCACAUUCUGCAGCUUCUGCAAAUGUUCCGACGGACGCAAAUCUAAAACGCUACAAGAUAUAAUACUUAUAACGUUUAAAACAAUUGUAUUUUAUUAUUUGUAUUGUAAUUCGCUGAAUUUUAAAGUAAACUAAAAUCAUUUUGAAAAUA